Messenger RNA from Aplysia californica (California sea hare), 2710 nucleotides. Its product is annotated as pre-rRNA-processing protein FHL1. The record is from RefSeq and is a predicted model, not a curated record. NCBI's taxonomy places the organism in Eukaryota, Metazoa, Mollusca, Gastropoda, Aplysiida, Aplysiidae. Bases 250 to 1131 code for a protein of 293 amino acids. The transcript has 2 exons.
CAAUACUGUCUCAGAAUUUCUUUUCAGUGAAGGGCUACCUUAAAGUUUUCAUAAUAGCUUAGAUCUACUAUAUAUAAAGCGAAAGCAGAGCUUCGCGUUAUACAUCCGAAGAGAUCUAGAGCAGACGAGCUAGACUACUUUCUCGGACAUUACGAUUAAAGUUCUUCGAAUUAUUGAACGCGUACUUUUCAAGCCAGUCACUGAAACGUAAAGAGAAACAGGACUGAAACUCAUUUAACACUUUGUUUCAUGGCAGUUGCGCUUUUACUGGGUACAUCUGGUGAGCUGCUUCGGGGGUUGUGUUUAGAACAUCAUUUUAAAUCCCCUACUGACAACACAACAGAACCAUCCACUUUUGAGGCAACGACAGUGAGCGUAAAGGCGACACAAAAAGCUCAGGCAACAAAGACAGCAAUGCCUCCCACAAAUGAGUUGGCUGUGAUGAGGUCCUCGUCGGUGUCCCCAGUUCCUGUCGAUGUAAGGAACGUAGAAGAUCCCAGGACGUCCGAUAAAGACCCGUUUGACAUUACAAUCACACUCGAUGACUUCGACAACAGCUGUGAGACCUACUUCAGUUUCCGGGACACAAGCCCGUCUCCACGUUCCGUCAUCCCAGAGGCUUCACCGGCGUUUAGGCAAGCGUUGGGAAAAAUGAAAGCUGAGACGGACGAUAAUAUUGAUUCAUCUCCCUCCCCUUCCUCCUCUAUGUCGCCUCCCUCACAACAAGCCUUGUCCAGUUCAUCUUCAUCAUCAAAGAAGCAGAAAGGAGCCCUCUCAUCGUCCCAAAGCGGGAAAAAUUCAUCUUCACAGAGAAAUUCGACAACUACCUUCUCAAUUUCAUCCCCAAGAAAACUGGACAGUGAUUCGAGUCUACGCCCCUUCUCCAACCCGUCCUCAAAACGUCCAGACAACAGACGACCAGCCUCUUUUGGGGGAGCUGAUGGGGUCAAGCCACGUCCUGGCAGACGAUCGAGUCACCACGAGAAACACGUGAGCUGGGCGGACGAGAGAGGCUCUGACCAUCAACUCAUCAACGUCCGACUAAUCAGACCCAGAAUCGCCAUGGACGCCAGUACAGGCGUGAAGAGUGUGCCGGGACAAUCGAUUCUCAGGAACACAGGAACCAGCUAAAUGCUUCUCCAUCUUUCAUAUGCCUGACAAUUACAAAGUCACUAGACUCUGAUACUGACAAGUAAGCAGGAAGUCCAGUCGACGAUCACUGCGCGGUAAGAUACUGUUACUCUGGAACCCACUGCCUCCUGAUUGACCUAAUCUGCGUCAAUGGGGGCGUAAAACUUUUACAAUCGUUACUCAGGGCACUAGCUGAUGUGGUAUAAGACGUAUAUGUGUGUGUCCGGUAAUGUACUGACCAAAGGACGGAGAGAUAUAAAUAUCUAGACUGAACUGUUUCUGUAAAAUUGCGGAAUGGAAAGGGCUUUAUGGUAAUGGUCUACUUGAAGUCUCCCUUCACAAAGUAAGUUAAAAUCUUCUUUCGAGCCUGACUAGCCCACAUACUGGCCCCAGAUAGAGUGGAGACUUUAGACAUGGGGGAAAUAGGUCAAGUAAGUUCCGAAUGGAGACCUCAAGUAAAACUUUACCAACAUAACCGUGACCAAAGAAGAGGACUUCUUCUGUCAAGUCUCGUUUCUGAAUGCAGCACUCCACGGCCUACCUCAGACAAAUCAUUGCUCCUUGUGAACACACCGUGCUGUGUUCAGAAAUCUGUGUGGCUUUAUAAAAGAAAUCAAAACACAAGUAAUAUUAUAUUCUUCCAAAAAUUGAAUUCAGUUGGUUUCAAAGGAAUAUUUUUGGUCCGAAUAAGUAUCAGUUUUUGUCCACUCAUAAAUAAAUAUACACAAAACAGAAAUGAAGCUGGAUAUACAUUAAUCAAGGACAAUUUGAUGCGCUAUCUGUAAAUAUCAUAGGCUCUUUUAUGAGCCAGAAAAUGUGGGACAAUAAUUCUUGCUAUAGAAGCAAACCCCAUCCCGUCCUCCUCCCUACCUAUGUACCAAAUCUGUUCCAUCUUCAAUGGAGAAAAGCCUGUACUGUACAUAUUAUACCCUUGAUGAAUAGUCAAGAUGCCAUGCCAUACCUUUACAAACAAUACAAAUGUGUUCUGAUUGUGUUCAUGAAACUUGCAAUUAUAUAUGUCAGAUAUUGUCAAUCAGUAAGUGAACGAUCAACUUUACGUUAUGUUAGAAUAAUAGUUCUAUUUGCAAUUUCCAAAUCUUUCCCAUUUCGUGAACACUGUGCGCAGAUUUCGUUUCAUUAUUUAUUCAUCUAUUUAUUUACUUUUUGCCACAUGACUCUACGGAUUGUGUCAAUGGCAAAGAGACUUGUAAAUAUUAUGAAUGAAGUUUUCCCACUUCCAAGCGUUAUUUAAAUUAUAAUAUUUGCAUCGUCGUCCUUAUCCAUGACAUUCUAUUACAUGGUUCACCUGAAGUCACUUGCAACGUUUCAUUCGAGUUACCGGUACUGUACUUUUUACAAUUCAGUUGAAGCCAAGUUGAGUUAUGUUUUCAUGUCAGGAGUCAGCCUAACUUGCCCAGAUUCAUUGUACUGCGAUUAUCAUAAAACAAAUCACCAUUUGCAAUCCUGUAAGCCACUUAUUGUAUUACGUUUUUGCCAAUCAUAAUCGUCAUUGCUGUUUUUAUUGUUGUUGUUGUUGCUGCUGUUGUUGUUGCUGCUGCUGUUGUUGUUGUUGUUGUUG